Messenger RNA from Mus musculus (house mouse), 4599 nucleotides. It is a transcript of the gene Pla2g4e, whose product is annotated as phospholipase A2, group IVE. The transcript is spliced from 22 exons. Gene Ontology annotation, cellular component: plasma membrane; lysosomal membrane; cytosol. Gene Ontology annotation, biological process: phospholipid catabolic process. The record is from RefSeq and is marked validated. Lineage: Eukaryota; Metazoa; Chordata; Mammalia; Rodentia; Muridae. Gene Ontology annotation, molecular function: calcium ion binding; glycerophospholipase activity; A2-type glycerophospholipase activity. Bases 683 to 3178 code for a protein of 831 amino acids.
CUUGCAGUGCAGAGCUGGAGACAGCCCCGAGCCUGAAUCGCAGCUCUGCAAAGCCGGUCUCUCCUCGUCUAGCACUACGUAGUGCGGGGCGGCGGCGGCGGCGCAGUCCUUGUUGCGUGCUGACCCUCUGCACACCACGGAACCUUUCUUUUACUCUUGCCAACCAGGUUGCUCGAAAUGUUUCCGGCGCUCCCUUAGCGAAGCUGUGACCUCUUUCCCUCCCUCCCUCCUUAAAAAUUUAUCUGACAUUUCUCCUGGAGGAACCUGCUGACACCUUUCCUUUCUCCCAAACCUCUCCUGAACUUCCCUGAGGAUAAAAUCGGCUCCAGCUCUAUGCAGUCUAUUCCACACUCCGAUGAAGCAGACGUGGCUGGGAUGACCCACGCCUCAGAAGGCCACCAUGGCCUGGGGACCAGCAUGCUUGUCCCAAAGAACCCACAAGGGGAAGAAGACAGCAAGCUAGGAAGAAACUGCAGUGGAUUUGAAGAUGCACAGGACCCACAGACUGCUGUGCCCUCCUCACCUUUACUUUCCAUGGCUUCUUGCAGUUCUCAGAGUCCUCAGAAGAGACAACUGGCUUGAACUCAGCCCCUUCCUUCUGUGAUGACUUCUUGUCUCAUUCAAGAACCUUCCUGGGCAGUCAGCUCAGAAGCAGGCACAUAGCAGCUGGAGAGCCGCCACGAUGCUUCAGAGGCAGAUGCCUGCUUGGGUUUCCCACUCCCUGUCAGACCCAUGCCAAGCAGAAGAUGGCAUGGCCUCCGGUGCCUUGAAGGAGGGGUCAUCUCCAUGCCAUCUGUUGACAGUGAGGAUCAUUGGCAUGAAAAACGUCCGGCAGGCUGAUAUACUGAGUCAGACAGACUGCUUUGUGACCCUCUGGCUGCCUACUGCCUCUCAGAAGAAGCUGAAGACCAGAACCAUCUCCAACUGCCUACACCCAGAGUGGGACGAAAGCUUCACCUUUCAGAUCCAGACUCAAGUAAAGAAUGUGCUAGAGCUGAGCGUCUGUGACGAAGACACCCUGACACAAAAUGACCAUCUCUUGACAGUCCUCUAUGACCUCUCUAAGCUUUGCCUCCGGAAUAAAACCCAUGUGAAGUUCCCACUCAACCCAGAGGGCAUGGAAGAACUGGAGGUGGAGUUCCUACUCGAAGAGAAUUUCUCCUCAUCAGAGACCCUCAUCACCAACGGCGUGCUGGUGUCUCGCCAAGUCUCUUGCCUGGAGGUUCAUGCAGAAUCCAGGAGGCCGAGGAAGAGGAAGAAAAACAAAGACCUUCUGGUGAUGGUGACAGACUCCUUCGAGAACACCCAGCGUGUCCCGCCUUGCCAGGAGCCCUGCUACCCCAAUUCUGCCUGCUUCCACUACCCCAAGUACUCCCAGCCACAGCUUUACGCAGAGGCGCCUAAGAGCCACUGUAACUUUAGGCUUUGCUGCUGCGGAACACACAGGAAUGACCCUGUCUGCCAGCCCCUCAAUUGCCUUUCUGAUGGCCAGGUGACAACCCUGCCUGUGGGAGAGAACUAUGAGCUACACAUGAAGUCCUCACCCUGCUCUGACACACUGGAUGUGCGGCUUGGAUUCAGCCUGUGCCAGGAAGAGGUGGAGUUUGUGCAGAAGCGGAAGAUGGUGGUGGCCAAGACACUAAGUCAGAUGCUGCAGCUGGAGGAAGGCCUGCAUGAGGAUGAGGUACCGAUAAUAGCCAUCAUGGCCACAGGAGGUGGCACAAGGUCUAUGGUCUCCUUGUAUGGCCACCUGCUGGGGUUGCAGAAGCUGAACUUUCUGGACGCUUCUACUUACAUCACCGGCUUGUCAGGUGCAACCUGGACUAUGGCUACCUUGUACAGUGAUCCUGAGUGGUCCUCCAAAAACCUGGAGACUGUUGUCUUUGAGGCCCGGAGACAUGUUGUCAAAGACAAGAUGCCUGCCCUGUUCCCAGAUCAGCUCUACAAAUGGCGAGAGGACCUCCAAAAGCAUAGCCAGGAGGGCUAUAAGACCACGUUUACAGACUUUUGGGGCAAGCUGAUCGAGUACAGUCUGGGAGAUAAAAAAAACGAAUGCAAGCUGUCAGAUCAGCGAGCUGCUCUGUGCAGGGGACAGAACCCUCUGCCCAUCUACCUCACCAUCAAUGUCAAGGAUGAUGUAAGCAACCAGGAUUUCAGAGAAUGGUUCGAGUUCUCCCCCUACGAGGUGGGCAUGCAGAAGUACGGAGCCUUCAUCCCCAGCGAGUUAUUUGGCUCCGAGUUCUUCAUGGGGCGGCUGAUGAAGAGGAUUCCUGAGCCGGAGAUGUGCUACAUGCUAGGGUUGUGGAGUAGCAUCUUUUCCCUGAACCUGCUUGAUGCCUGGAAUUUGUCUCACACCUCAGAGGAGUUUUUCUAUAGGUGGACAAGGGAGAGACUGCAUGACAUCGAAGAUGAUCCCAUCCUGCCUGAAAUCCCUAGGUGUGACGAUAACCCCCUAGAGACCACAGUAGUGAUCCCAACGACAUGGCUGUCCAACACCUUCCGAGAAAUCCUCACACGCAGGCCCUUCGUGUCUGAGUUCCACAACUUCCUGUACGGGAUGCAGCUGCAUACUGACUACUUACAGAACAGGCAGUUCUCUAUGUGGAAAGACACAGUACUGGACACCUUCCCAAACCAGCUGACACAGUUUGCAAAACACCUGAACCUGCUGGACACUGCGUUCUUUGUCAACUCCAGCUACGCACCCCUCCUUAGGCCAGAGAGAAAAGUCGACCUUAUCAUCCACCUCAAUUACUGCGCAGGAUCCCAGACAAAGCCCCUGAAACAAACCUGUGAGUACUGUACCGAGCAGAAGAUCCCCUUCCCCAGCUUCUCCAUCCUGGAAGAUGACAACAGUCUCAAGGAGUGCUACGUGAUGGAGAAUCCCCAGGAGCCCGACGCCCCCAUCGUGGCUUACUUCCCACUCAUCAGUGACACCUUCCAGAAGUACAAGGCUCCAGGUGUAGAGCGAAGUCCUGACGAGCUGGAACUGGGCCAGCUGAACAUCUAUGGACCAAAGUCUCCCUAUGCCACCAAGGAGCUGACGUACACAGAGGCCGCCUUCGACAAGCUGGUGAAGCUCUCAGAAUAUAAUAUCCUCAAUAACAGAGAUAAGCUCAUUCAGGCCUUGAGACUAGCAAUGGAGAAGAAACGCAUGAGGAGCCAGUGUCCCUCCUAGGCCUGGGGGAGUCCUAUCUAUCUCGUGUCUGCUUCUAUUGUCAGAAGCAUCGCCCCCAAAGCAGACCUCACACACAGCUGUCCCUGAUCUCUGGCUAGGGUCGCAACACCUUGGCCUGGGCUUUCUAGUAAAAUGUUACAAAUGAACAAAGGUGAGAGAGAAAAGAAGAGUCUAUUGGGUUUUAUACCCCUGGGGCUUCUCUCCACUUUCUGGCAAGGAAGGUACCAGGGUCACAGACUCCCACACAGUCUCAAGUAUAGAAUGUGAAUAUGUGGGCACAGAGAGUGGCUAGUUCCCAAGAGCCCUCACCCUUCGAGCUGGAGGCAAAAGUUCCCUAAGCAUCCCCUCCCCUCCUUUUCCUCCUUCCAUGGCCAGUCUAGAGAAAUGUCCAGGAAGACCAAGAACAGCAGAAGCUCACAGAGUGAGGAUCCAGGGAAGCCUUGGCAGGCUGUGGGCAAGCGGCACCGGGUGCAUGACGCUAUCUGGCGCCAGUAACGUCCUCUGGCAUCUCUCUGGCUUGCAGAUGGGGUUAUUUAUUUAUAAGUAUGAUUCUUCUUAUUUAUCACAGAAACACUAUGGCCGAUUUAUCUACGUUCUUAUACAGUGACUCAGAGAAUAAGGUUAGGAAAGAUGACCUCAGAAUGGUGAGUUAGGACUCUGACAAAGACCUCAGCUUUGGAGGAGAAUCUCUGGGGAAGCCCUGGACACCCGGACACCCAGCCUCCUGGCUUCACUAAAAGAUAGAAGGGGGUCCCUGCAGUGAGCAGGUAAAAGCCAAAGGGCAGCUAGGUAUGUGGCCUUUGGGGAGCCCAACGUGCCUGGAGGACAAGGGCCUCUUUCUGAGCCACAUGAUCCCUCCACAGUCCUGGUUGUUGAGAGAUUAAUGACACCCAACGGUGUUGUUUAUAUGUUUCAAAUGGACUCCUGGUUCCAUCAUUGCUAUUUAAAGUGGAUUCGAUUGGGCCUGGCUAUAAGCCCAGACCCAGCCACACCUACAGGAACCCAUACUGUGAAGAGACACCAGUGCCUCUGCUCCAGCCUUACCUGUCAGUGAGGGGGGUUGACUCCUGUGUGGGUACCAUUGGGGAAGGAUGGAUUUAUCACACUCUCCUACCAGCCUGGGGAGCAUGAGUCCAUAGACUCUGCUGAGCCACUGAUAAGCUGGGCUUCUGAGCCUGGAAAACUGGUCCCUACCCAAGUGUUGCUGAUGUGAGUUGGAUGUUCAUCACCUCCUCUAGCCCUCCACUGGAGUAGCUGGCUGGCAUUGCUUUUGCUUCCCCCAUGUAGAGAACAGGCUCUGAAUUGUCAAAGAGAGCCAAGAUAGAACCUUGUAUUUUGCAAGGUUUGACUCACCAUAGCAUAUAAAGUUUAUAAGAGCACUGUACCAUUUGAACACAGAAUAAAGUGGUUAUGAAGGUGAA